AUGGAUGAGCAACCGCACAACAGCUCACAAUUGAGUGCUCCACUCGACGAGCAAGAUGCCAACAAGCUAUUACUACAGUACCUUCUCUUACAUCGCGGUGCUUGUGAUGAAGAUCAACUGUUGAAGGCAUUAAAAACGCUUGAAGAAACAGAUCGAAACGAUAAUGAAUGGCAGUCUCGGCUCAAUAAAUGGAUGGCGAGGGUCAAUUUGACGCUGAACGCGUUGGAUUACAAAGUUACCAGACUGAGAAAUCGAUAUGGUGGGUGGAGCUACGUUUAUGUCGAUCUUGCACCGGCAGAAGAUACCAAAGCAGCUACAAGACUCAGUCUUGACGAGCUCAAUUUUGUGCAAUGGGCGAUUCAAAGAUUUUUGGGCGAAAAACGUGCUGUUGAAGUAGAGGGUUCCAAGAGUCUUAUUGAGGACGCAGUGGAUGUAAUUUUUGGCGAAAAAUUCGACUCUUCCGAUUUCCAGGGUCUACAACUCAGACUGUAUCAUACUUGUGGGUCUGGAGAGCUGUGCCAGUACGAGGAAAUGGAUGCAGUGAAGGUAGAGAACCUUCUAGCAAGACUUUGCCAACUGCGGUGGUUUUACGAAACCAGUCAUGGACGUUUUGGCCUAGGUGUGCGGGCACUAGCGGAACUUCAAACCUACAUACGCGACCGAUACAACGUGCUUGAGUGCACGGUUUGCGACGAACUAGCUUUAGAAGGCGUUCAAUGCCAGUGCAACGAGAAAGCGUGGCAUGUGGCAUGUCUGCGCCAUUUUUUGGCGCAUGUUGGGACCGCAUGUCCCAACUGCAACUCGAGCCUCGAACAAGCCGUUUACAUGACGUGA
Lachancea lanzarotensis is the source of this 834-nucleotide messenger RNA. RefSeq names its product LALA0S06e02080g1_1 (gene NSE1). Gene Ontology annotation, biological process: DNA damage tolerance; double-strand break repair via homologous recombination. Lineage: Eukaryota; Fungi; Ascomycota; Saccharomycetes; Saccharomycetales; Saccharomycetaceae. Gene Ontology annotation, cellular component: Smc5-Smc6 complex; nucleus. Gene Ontology annotation, molecular function: ubiquitin-protein transferase activity. The coding region runs from base 1 to 834 and encodes 277 amino acids. The record is from RefSeq and is a predicted model, not a curated record. The transcript has a single exon.